This is a messenger RNA of Phytophthora nicotianae INRA-310, 3531 nucleotides long. RefSeq lists its product as hypothetical. Gene Ontology annotation, molecular function: ATP binding; ABC-type transporter activity; ATP hydrolysis activity. Bases 58 to 3531 code for a protein of 1157 amino acids. The transcript has 2 exons. The record is from RefSeq and is a predicted model, not a curated record. Gene Ontology annotation, biological process: transmembrane transport. Gene Ontology annotation, cellular component: membrane. NCBI's taxonomy places the organism in Eukaryota, Oomycota, Peronosporomycetes, Peronosporales, Peronosporaceae.
UUCCCCUUCUUUCGAGCAACGUGCCUCGGAACCCGUUCGCCCCCAUCAACGAUUUCGAUGGAGAGGCACCACGAUAACCCCGCGGUGGGCAAUCCCACCGCUAAUAGCGACACAGACGACAACCAAAGUGUCGGCGAUGUCGUCCCGGAAAUGAACCCCAAGGUGUCCACCUACCGUCUGCCCCGCUUUAGCUCUCGCCGUCUCAGUUCCAGUAGCUCUAUGGGUGACUACGACAGACUACCGCGUACGAAAAGUAUGUUCCCGGAACCACAGCAACUCACCAAGGACGACCUCACCAGUGCCGAUGCACUGAUGGCCGACGGUGUUUUCACAAUGAAUUCGACCUUGUCGACGGUCAUUGAGAACGCUCUCGGUCACCCGAUCCCCGGUCUCGAGGUGCGCUUCCGCAACCUGGAAUUGUCGGCCGAAGUACCGAUGAUCAAGGGUGGUGAGCUGGAAGUCCCGACGCUGAUCAACCAGGUGCAGCAAGGUCUCAGCAAUAUGUGCUGCAGCUCCAACAAAAUGACAGUAGAGAAGAAGAUCCUGCGUGGCGUGACUGGUUCUUUUAAGCCAGGCCGCAUCACCCUCGUGUUGGGCCAACCCGGAUCAGGCAAGUCCUCGUUGAUGAAGGUGCUCGCCAACCGGUUCCACAUGGACACAAACAUUACUCUAACCGGUGAGAUCGACUAUAAUGGUAAAGACCGCGGUAGUUUACUCAAGGAACUUCCUCGCUACGUCGCCUACGCCAACCAGAUCGACGACCACUACCCUCGCUUGACAGUCCAGGAAACCUUCGAGUUCGCCCACCGCUGCUGUGCCGGAACGGGCAUGGAACCCUGGGCCGUCGAGGCUCUGAAGAACUGCACACCUGAACAACACGACCACGCUGUGGAUGUUCUCAAUGCUCACCACAAGUUCGCAGCCGACCUGACGGUCAAGAAGCUUGGCCUCCACAAUUGUAAGGACACUGUCGUGGGUAACGCCAUGCUUCGCGGUGUCUCUGGUGGUGAACGCAAGCGCGUGACCACGGGCGAAAUGAUGUUUGGUAUGAAGCGUAUGCAGUUACUAGAUGAGAUCAGUACAGGUCUGGAUAGUGCUGCUACCUACGAUAUCUGCAAGUCCAUGAAGAGUGCUGCUCGCAACUUCAACGCCACCGUCGUGAUCUCGCUGCUUCAGCCGUCACCGGAAGUGUUUGAGCUGUUCGACGACGUGUUGCUGAUGAACGAAGGCACCAUCAUGUUCCACGGUAAACGCGAAGACGCUGUGCCGUACUUCGAGAACAUGGGCUUCCACUGUCCGCCUCGUAAGGAUGUGGCCGACUUCCUGUUGGACUUGGGAACCAACAAACAGGACGCCUACGUCGUCGGAGGAAACGUGCCGUACCAGUCCGAGGAAUUCGCUGCCCGUUUCCAGCAGUCAAGUAUCUUCCACAACACGCUGAAGCAACUCGAUGCUCCUGUGGAGGAGACGAUGGUGUUCGCCGACUUUACGCCGUUCCGUCAAACGUUCAACGAGGACUUGUCGACGCUAUUGAAGCGUGAGGUGACGCUCACGAUGCGUGACACGACGUACCUUAUGGGCCGCGCCGUCAUGAUUAUCGUCAUGGGUCUGCUGUACGGCUCCACUUUCUGGCAAAUGGACGACUCCAACAGCCAAUUGAUCCUGGGUCUGCUGUUCUCCGUCGCCAUGUUCCUGUCCAUGAGUCAGGCAUCGCAGGUAUCGACGUACAUCGACGCGCGCUCGAUCUUCUACAAGCAACGCGGCGCCAAUUUCUUCCGGACCAGCGCGUACGUGCUGGCCACGUCCAUUUCGCAGAUCCCGUUGAGUAUUCUCGAGACGGUCAUCUUCGGCGCCAUCACGUACUGGUUCGGCGGAUACGUGGACGAUGUGGGCCGCUUCAUCGUGUUCCUGGUCACGCUGUUCCUGUGCCAGAUGUGGUUCACGAGCUUCUUCUUCUUCCUGGCCGCGGCGUCGCCCAACUUGACGAUCGCUCAGCCCAUGAUGAUGGUGGCCGUGCUGUUCUUCAUGCUGUUCGGAGGUUUCUUGAUCUCCAAGGGCGACAUCCCGGACUACCUCAUCUGGAUCUACUGGAUCGACCCGCUCGCGUGGGCUAUUCGGUCGCUGAGUGUCAACCAGUAUCUGGCGGAUAAGUUCGACGUGUGUGUGUACAACGGCAUUGACUACUGCGCCCAGUAUGAUCUUACUGUCGGCAAGUACAGCCUCGGCGUGUUCGACUUGCAGACGGAGUCCGCGUGGAUCUGGUACGGCUGGAUCUACUUCAUCGCUGGCUACUUCGCGUUCGUCUUCAGUUCUACGGAGGUGUUCAACCUGUUCGACUCGCUCCUUUUGCUUCGUCGUGGUGGUCGCAUGGUGUUCUUCGGUGAAUUGGGCAAGGAGUCCAAGAAUUUGAUCAACUACUUUGAGGCAUUCCCUGAAGUAAACCCGAUCAAGCCUGGCUACAACCCCGCUACGUGGAUGCUCGAGUGUAUUGGUGCUGGUGUUGGCGGAGGCAAGGCUGCUGCUGGCGCUGAUCCGACGCAGCCGAUGGACUUCGCCGAUCGCUUCUUGGUGAGUGACCAGAAGGCGUUGAUGGAGGAGGAUCUCGACCAGGCAGGCGUGCUGUACCCGUCUCCGCACCUGCCUGAGCUCAAGUUCGACACCAAGCGCGCGUCGAACUCAGCCACUCAAUUCGAUCUGCUGUGCCGUCGCUUCUUCCGCAUGUAUUGGCGUACACCGACAUACAACCUCACGCGUCUGAUGAUCAGCGUCGUGCUCGCCUGCGUUUUCGCUAUUAUCUACCAGGGAACCGACUACAACACGUACAGUGGAGCGAACGCCGGCAUUGGUCUGAUCUUCGUGAGUACCGUCUUCUUGGGUAUCAUCAGCUUCAACAGUGUCAUGCCUGUGGCUGCCGACGAACGUACAGCCUUCUACCGUGAACGUGCAUCGCAGACCUACAACGCGUUGUGGUACUUUGUUGCUGGUACGCUUGUGGAGAUCCCGUACAUCUUCUUUUCGAGUCUACUGUUCACGGUUAUCUUCUACCCGAGCGUCGGCUUCACUGGUUACAUUACGUUCUUCUACUACUGGCUCGUGGUCUCUAUGAAUGCUCUGGUCUUCGUGUAUCUCGGCCAGUUGCUGGUGUAUGCUUUACCUAGUGUGGCCGUCGCGACUACGCUGGGUGCUCUACUCAGUUCCAUCUUCAUGCUGUUCGCUGGCUUCAAUCCGCCCACAGGAAGCAUCCCGGAUGGCUACAUGUGGGUCCACUGGAUCUCGCCACCGACGUACAGCAUUGCUAUCCUGGUCGCGCUGGUCUUUGGUGAUUGCUCGGGCGACAAGGUGGGUUGUGAUUCCAUGCAGGAUGCACCACCUACGAUCGGUGACAUGACCCUCAAGCAGUACGUCGAGGACACGUUCGACAUGAAGCACGACGACAUCUGGAGAAACGCCAUGAUCCUCAUCAUCCUCAUCGUGGCUUUCCGCGUCUUGGCGCUGAUUUCUCUCCGCUACAUUAGCCACCUCAAGCGUUAA